AUGAGAAAACCAAGGCCCAGAGCAAAGGCUUUCUUGAGGUGAGACAGCCAUGCCCUUGGCAGAAUCAGGAUCAGAACCCAGGAUGUCUGACCUCUUCCCACUUGAUAACUGCUGUGACAUCAGUGGGCUUCGUCCCAGGACUGGCUGCUGCUCCAGAGCCCUUCACGCCCCAGGAACUGCUCUCACUGCAGGCCCCUCCUUGACCGCUGGGUCCGGGUUGCCGGGUGGGGAUUUGUCGCCUCCCAGCACUGACCCCAGAGUUGAAGGGGCAGCUUGUAAACCAACUCAGCAGCUCCGCAUCCUGUACUCUCUGCCUCCCAGUGCUCAGCCCUGCCUGCCUUUUGGAGUAGACUUCAUGCCUUUAGCUGGGGAGAGGACCAACCGUCUUUCCCUACGUGGUCAAGGGUGGUCUCCGAUGCUGCAGGACUGCCCCAAGGCCCGCCGCGAGGUGGAGCUGCACUGGCGCGCCUCGCAGUGCCCGCACAUCGUGCGCAUCGUGGACGUCUACGAGAACCUGUACGCGGGGCGGAAGUGCCUGCUGAUCGUCAUGGAGUGUUUGGAUGGCGGAGAACUGUUUAGUCGAAUCCAGGACCGAGGAGACCAAGCCUUCACGGAAAGAGGUAGAAAGGAAGCUUCAGAGAUCAUGAAGAGCAUCGGCGAGGCCAUCCAGUAUUUGCACUCAAUCAACAUCGCCCAUCGGGAUGUCAAGCCCGAGAACCUCUUAUACACCUCCAAAAGGCCCAAUGCCAUUCUCAAACUCACUGAUUUUGGCUUUGCCAAGGAAACCACCAGUCACAACUCUCUGACCACUCCUUGUUACACACCAUACUACGUGGCUCCAGAGGUGCUGGGCCCAGAGAAGUACGACAAGUCCUGCGACAUGUGGUCCUUGGGCGUCAUCAUGUACAUCCUGCUGUGUGGGUACCCCCCCUUCUAUUCCAACCAUGGCCUUGCCAUCUCUCCGGGCAUGAAGAGUCGCAUCCGAAUGGGCCAGUAUGAAUUCCCCAACCCAGAAUGGUCAGAAGUCUCAGAGGAAGUGAAGAUGCUCAUCCGGAACCUGCUGAAGACCGAGCCCACCCAGCGGAUGGCCAUCACUGAGUUCAUGAACCACCCCUGGAUCAUGCAAUCGACGAAGGUCCCUCAAACCCCACUGCACACCAGCCGGGUCCUGAAGGAGGACAAGGAGAGGUGGGAGGACGUCAAGGAGGAGAUGACCAGUGCCUUGGCCACGAUGCGGGUCGACUACGAGCAGAUCAAGAUAAAAAAGAUUGAAGAUGCGUCCAACCCUCUCCUUCUGAAGAGGCGGAAGAAAGCGCGGGCCCUGGAAGCCGCAGCCCUCGCUCACUGAGCUGGGCCUGCUGCUCCGCUGGAGGACAAGCAAUAACUAUCGACCCGGCUGGAUUUUUUAAACAGAGAGACCCAGAGCCGCCUGCUCCCGCUUCCCCUCCUCCUCGGCCGCGAGGGGCCAGGACCUCUUCAGAGGCUGCGUUCUGCCUUCGGUUCCGGCCACCUGCCUGAGAGGGGGCGCCCGGGAGGCUGGGGCCCCGGGGAGAGGGAGCACCGCGCCCUCGAUCCUGUGCUCAUUUGGCAAUUUUAUCAGUAAUUUGACUUAGAAUUUUUACGAACCUUCUUUUAUUGUUCUUGCCCUCACUCCCGCCCGUGUCCCCCAAGCCCCGUCCUGUCUGGAGACUGCAAGGGUUUGGGGUGUGUCCUAGGGUGUCUGUGGAACCCUCUUGGGGGGCGUCCUGCGUUGCGUCGCUGGCCCCCUGACCUCCCUGCUACAGCCCCAGGUCCCCACUGGCUGAGGCCUGCCAGGAGCUGCAGACCGUGGGGCCUGGGGCCCGGAGGCUCUGCUGAGCCCUCGGAUGUCCCCGGUGUGCCAGACGGAUAGGAGUGAGUGUGUGUGCGUGUGUGUGUGCGUGUGAGGGGCCCCUGCCGUGCUCGGAACCGUCUCCCGUGCCCGGGCCCACCCUGCCCGUGCUGGGCCUGCCCAAGUGCCUGGGAGCCUGUCUGGCCCUGCGCCAGGCCGCCCGCCCCGCCUGUAUGGGCCGCUCCCCGCGCAGUCAAGGGCGCGUGGAGCACUGGCACAGUGCCAGCCCCGCUUGGAACCCUCCGCCAAGGCGCCGAGCUGUCGAGUCAGGCCUCUGCGCCCCCUUCCUGCCGUUCUUAACCUGCUGGUGUUCUCUCAUGUCUGCAGCCGUUUUGCAGCAGGCCCGCCCUCAGCCCACGUGGGUGAGGCUGGCUUUCGAGUGCCUCCUGGGCUCCGGGUUGUCGGUCCGCAGCCCCUUGGGGGCGAGCAUGGCAUCCCCCCGUGGCCUCUGCAAGUGUCCAUGGCGCAGCCCAGCGGGCGGGUGGGGAAGGCUUUGCACCAAAGAUGUCCCGACUCUGCCCCUCUCCCACCAGCCGCUCCCUCGCCUCCCGCCCCAAACAACUCAGCGACGUGUCCAGGCCAGUGUGGGGUGGGGAGGCCCCGUGUUAACCUGAGCACUGUGGGGAGGGCCCCCGCACCGCGGUCCCUGGGGCAAGGGGCGGUGAUGCUUCAGCUCUCAUCUCCCUCGGGCAGGGCUGGGGGUGCCCGGGGCCUUCUCGGGGUGCGAGGGCAGGGCUCCGAUUGCCCACAGCGCCUCCCCGCUUCUGACGGCGCCCAGCUCUCAGACUGUUGUGAACUCUUGUCGUUUUGUAUGAGCAAAAUUGUCUUUACUAAACAGAUUUAAUAGUUGAAA
Budorcas taxicolor (takin) is the source of this 2723-nucleotide messenger RNA. It is a transcript of the gene MAPKAPK2, whose product is annotated as MAPK activated protein kinase 2. Gene Ontology annotation, biological process: toll-like receptor signaling pathway; intracellular signal transduction; peptidyl-serine phosphorylation. Gene Ontology annotation, molecular function: ATP binding; calcium/calmodulin-dependent protein kinase activity; calmodulin binding. Bases 50 to 1348 code for a protein of 432 amino acids. The transcript is spliced from 11 exons. Lineage: Eukaryota; Metazoa; Chordata; Mammalia; Artiodactyla; Bovidae. The record is from RefSeq and is a predicted model, not a curated record. Gene Ontology annotation, cellular component: nucleus; cytoplasm.